AUGUCCCUUUACGGCCCCGAUGCUGCUCAACUUAUGGAGGAGAGAGCGAAAACAGAUAGUCAUGUAAAAGAUUUAAUGAGGGUUGUGGCAAGUGGCGACGCUUCUAGAGCUCAAUUAGAUGAAUUCGAUAAUCUUAUUAAAGAGUUCAAAAAAGAAAGUGCUAGCGAAAAGGAAAAUGCUCUGCUGCCAAAACCUCAUCCUUAUGCAGACCAUCCUGCAGCCUUUCCCGCACCAGAUAUUCCAUCUAAACUUCUAUCUAUAGCGCCAGAAAUUCGAUUAGAGAUAUAUCGAUACCUACUUCUUCCUUCAGGUUUUAUUAGCAUCGAACCAGGACAACCGAAAGGUGAUUGGCAUCAAGAUGACGACAGCUCAUCAGACGAUUGGACCGACGAAGAUACAAUUUCAUUCGAUGGCGAUAAUUCAGAUAUGGAGAUAGAAAGUGAUGUACCUGGUGGUAUAGACGGACUGGGAUCUUUAUUGUGGUCAAUGGUGGAACCAGAUGAAGAUGAUGGAUCUAUCGAUAUUGAUCCAGAGUUUCCUUCAAAUCCCGAAGCAGAGUCGAUUCUUAUUGAAGCCAACCAGGCAACUCCUCCAGACGACCCUAUGGAAAUUUUGGAUUUAGAAGAUGGAGGAAUAGCUCGGAGAAUAGCAAAUGGACAAGAAAAGUGGGAAACGGACUCUGCGCACACCGACUUCGAUGAAUAUCGCAUGUACCCUGAAAUUUUUCGUGUUAACAAACAGAUUCAUGAAGAAGCCUCUUCACUAUUGUUCACCGAAGGCACAGUUGUCGUCAACUCUAACGAUCUAUUCUUUCUAUCAAAUAAAAGUCUAAGGUGGGGAAGCAUAUAUGGAUUUACUCCAUGGAGACACAAUCCCCUCACGGCUGUGGCGAAAAGAUUACCCGGUGGUACCAUACAAUACGAUCAAGAAGACUUGGGCGGUUGGAUGGAGCCUCAUAUAUUCGCCAAAUUUCAAAAGGUUCUCUUCGAUUGUGCAUUGGAAGAUGAACAUACCGAGGGCAUUCAAUUCUUUUUCGAUAUCGACAACUCUAAACUAGAUUCUGAAAAUGAGAAAAAAUUCCGCAGCUAUUUAGGAACCCUGACCUUCGUCAAAGACUUUGUCAAGCUUAUAUCCAAAUCUCAAGUCAUCAAUAAACUCACCGUCAACCUACUCGUCGAAAUUGCAGCCGACAGCAGACUAGAUGACGAAUCAAUUGACGAAGACAAUGAAGAAGCAGUCGAGGCACUAGAUCUUAAACAAGACAAAGCAGAUCUCGACGCUAAUAUUCGAGCUACAGAAUUAUUCAUGGAUGCCAAUAUGUUCAAACCAUUCAAACAGUUGAAGAAUGUGAGGAGACUCGAUUUUCGAUAUGGUUUUGCUGAUUUCGUUCCUCCGGUUGAUUAUGUACCGGCGGAAAAAUAUCAGAAUAUGAUGAAGAAAAUAAAGAAGUUGGUAGAGAGAAAUUUUAAAGAACCGGAAGAACCGACAAGGGGAGGUCUUAGAAGUCAGGGGAGCGUUACACUGCAUGAAUCUAUUUAG
Molecule: messenger RNA, 1539 nt
Organism: Sclerotinia sclerotiorum 1980 UF-70
Lineage: Eukaryota; Fungi; Ascomycota; Leotiomycetes; Helotiales; Sclerotiniaceae
Exons: 2
Coding region: 1-1539 (512 amino acids)
Source: RefSeq, a predicted model, not a curated record